CGGACGGCUAGCAGCGACAGACGGAAGGUUAGCACAGCCUCGGUCAACUGCUCUCCUCCUGGCUUCCUUCCGGCCAGCUGAUGGUAGAUCAUGCUAACGAUGGCUUUGCUGUUCUUCUGGCUUCCUUCCGGCCAGCUGAUGGAAGGAAAAGAUGGCAGCAUCCGACUGUGAUGAGAAGGUCCAGCCUGGGGACAUGGUGGAGAUCUUCCGUGGCAGCUACCAGCACUGGGCCUUGUACGUGGGCCACGGCGCUGUUGUUCAUUUGGCCCCACCCUCCGAGUGUGCAGGGGCGGGCCCCGGCAGCAAGAUGUCCAUCUUUGCGGACAGAGCGCUUGUGAAGCGAGAGGAGCUGUGGGAGGUGGUGGGGAAGGACCGCUACAGAGUCAACAACCACCUGGACCACAAGUACAAGCCCCGCCUGUCCGACGACGUGGUGAGGGAGGCCCUGGCGCUGGUGGGCCAGAUGCUAAGCUACUGCAUCAUCAGUGCCAACUGUGAGCACUUUGUCACCAACCUGCGUUACGGCAAGCCCGAGUCCCGGCAGGUGCGACAAGCGGGAGAAGCCAUCUUGCUCACGGGGGUGACCAUGAGUGCCGUAGGCUUGGCGGUUGCAGCGCUACUUGGACUCAUCAGUAGCAAGGACAAGGACGGCCACAAACACUAACAUUUCUACCAGGGGUGCAAAUCAAGCGCUCCUUUCCCCCCUCCUGCCUGUCCUAACUUCUCCUGAGCUCACGUUCGCUGUUUCACACACAUGUUGCAUCCUAGCUAUAGCUAAAUACCACAUGAUGAGGAAGCCAUCAUAAACAUAAAACAUGCUAGCUGUAGCUAAAUACCACAUGAUGAGGAAGCCAUCAUAAACAUAAAACAUGCUAGCUAUAGCUAAAUACCACAUGAUGAGGAAGCCAUCAUAAACAUAAAACAUGCUAGCUGUAGCUAAAUACCACAUGAUGAGGAAGCCAUCAUAAACAUAAAACAUGCUAGCUGUAGCUAAAUACCACAUGAUGAGGAAGCCAUCAUAAACAUAAAACAUGCUAGCUAUAGCUAAAUACCACAUGACGAGGAAGCCAUCAUAAACAUAAAACAUCCUAGCUAUAGCUAAAUACCACAUGAUGAGGAAGCCAUCAUAAACAUAAAACAUCCUAGCUGUAGCUAAAUACCACAUGAUGAGGAAGCCAUCAUAAACAUAAAACAUGCUAGCUAUAGCUAAAUACCACAUGAUGAGGAAGCCAUCAUAAACAUAAAACAUGCUAGCUGUAGCUAAAUACCACAUGAUGAGGAAGCCAUCAUAAACAUAAAACAUGCUAGCUAUAGCUAAAUACCACAUGAUGAGGAAGCCAUCAUAAACAUAAAACAUGCUAGCUAUAGCUAAAUACCACAUGAUGAGGAAGCCAUCAUAAACAUAAAACAUGCUAGCUGUAGCUAAAUACCACAUGAUGAGGAAGCCAUCAUAAACAUAAAACAUGCUAGCUGUAGCUAAAUGCUAAGUGCCAAAGGUCUGCCAGAGACUAACCAACAGGGACACAAGCGGUGCAGCAACUACUCGUCCAUCUAAAGUGAAACAAGUCAGUGUAAAAACGUGAUGGCGUCUUGGUAUCAUAUGGUAUUGCUUUGCUAUUUAUUUCCAAAUUUAAGCAUUGAGCAGCAAAGCCCGACACAAAGCAGAGGACACCAAGUAUGCUGAUACUACAUUAUGUUUGAGAGGAAAGUACUGCUGCACACCACAGCAAUAGUAUUAGUCCACAAUUAGUCGUUUCAUAGAACUUAGAGAUCUAUUCCAACCUGACACCUUUUAUAUGUGACUGGAAUUAAAGCAACUGUAUGAUCUCUUGGUGGAGGUCUUUAUU
Molecule: messenger RNA, 1847 nt
Organism: Doryrhamphus excisus (bluestripe pipefish)
Lineage: Eukaryota; Metazoa; Chordata; Actinopteri; Syngnathiformes; Syngnathidae
Source: RefSeq, a predicted model, not a curated record